Penicillium salamii is the source of this 789-nucleotide messenger RNA. The record is from the annotation of a GenBank genome assembly. Lineage: Eukaryota; Fungi; Ascomycota; Eurotiomycetes; Eurotiales; Aspergillaceae.
AUGCUCCGUUCCAUAUUCAGCCAUCGUCUCCAAGCCCAUCUCGCUAUUCGCCGCUAUACUAAACCAGCAACAAUGUCAUUAAGGGCAAUUUCGGCCAAGGAUGCCGCUUCGCUUGACAGAGAUCUUAUGGAGACGGGUGGUUGGUCUUUAGAUCAACUAAUGGAGCUUGCGGGGCUCUCUGUCGCGCAAGCUGUGUGGAAGCUUCAACCCCCAAAUGCAGGGGCAAAUAUUCUAGUUAUUUGUGGACCAGGCAACAAUGGGGAUGGCCUAGUAGCGGCUAGACACUUAUCUCACUUUGGCUACAAUCCAUCAGUCUACUACCCCAAAGAAGGCAAAAACGAGCUUUAUCAACGCUUGAAAACCCAACUCCAAAACCUCUCAAUUCCCUUCAUUUCUACCGAAGACUUUUCAACAAGCUUGAAACAAAGUGACCUGCUCGUCGAUGCAAUCUUCGGCUUCUCCUUCGGCGGGCCACUACGCGAGCCUUUCCCCAGCAUUGUCUCGCAGAUUGAAUCUGCCACCAUCCCUGUGUUGAGUGUGGAUGCUCCCAGCUCGUGGGAUAUCCAAGGUGGACCACCAAAGGAGGGUCCGGGUGUGAAGUUUAUGCCCAGUGCACUCAUCAGUCUGUCGGCGCCAAAGCCGUGCGUGGCGUUCUACAAAGGCAGACAUUUUAUUGGGGGCAGGUUCUUGACCAAGGCACUAACCGAUAAAUACGGGCUUGACUUGCCUCAGUACCAGGGCGUUGAUCAGGUUUUGGAGAUUGGGGUCGAUGCCGAGGGCAAGUUGUGA